GUAGUUCCGCAUUUGCAGCGGUAGGUUUGUAGCUGCACGGUUAGACGCUGUAAGUAAAGUAAAACAGCGGUAUGCGUUGCAUUUUAUUAUUUUCUGAAAUACGUUAUACACGAUGGUAAUUUUUAUUUUAGCGCCUGUUAAAUAAAGUAUGCGGCCUUUAUAAACGACGUUACUAUAGGCUGACAGUUUUACAGAACGACCGUAGCCGUGAAUUUCUUUAAGUCUCAACAAAAUAAAGAUGGAUGCUAAAGAUACAAUAGAAAAACAACCUAAUGCAAGUUUAGAGGAAUGCAGAAUACGUCUCUGUGAGAAGUUUGCAUCUAUCACUAGUUCGGACGACGCUGUGGCUCAGUGCUACCUUGCUGAAAAUGACUGGGAUAUGGAAAGAGCCUUAAACUCCUUUUUCGAGGAAGAUAUGAAAGCUGUCUUCGAUGCAGAUCAAGAUGCAAACCCCAAGAAGGAGCCUCCGCAAACAUCGAAAAAUGAGGCAGGGGCCGUGGAUUGCAUAGACUUAACAGAGGAGGAUCCUUCAUGUUCAGGAGCAGAUUCUACAGAUGGCAAGAGGCAGCAAGCGGAGCCAGACGAUGACUGCAAGCUGUCUCUGCUCACCUGGAAUGUGGACGGUUUGGAUACUGGCAACCUGGCAGAGCGUGCCCGUGGACUCUGCUCAGUGCUGGUUCUGUACACACCUGACGUAGUGUUUUUGCAAGAACUCAUCCCACCAUACAUGAAAUAUCUCAAAAAACGUGCUACAUCAUACAUUAUAAUUGAAGGAAAUGAAGAUGGUUACUUCACUGGUAUAAUGUUGAAGAAGACCCGAGUCAAACUCCUAAAAAGCGAGAUUAUCAGUUACCCGGCGACCCAGAUGUUGCGAAAUCUUCUCGUCGCUCAAGUCAGAUUCUUGGACCAAGACAUAUGUCUGAUGACAUCACACCUGGAGAGCUGUAAAGAACAGGCCCAGGAACGAAUGAAUCAGCUGCGAGUGGUGCUGAGGCGCAUGAAGGAGGCUCCUGACAACGUCUCCGUUGUAUUUGGAGGAGACACCAACCUGAGGGACCCUGAAGUGCUCAAAGUGGGGGGGCUACCGGCUGGCGUGUGCGACGUCUGGGAGCAGCUGGGCCGACAGGAGCAUUGCCGCUACACCUGGGACACCAAAGGCAACAGCAACAAGGGCCUCCCUUAUGUCAGCAGAUGUCGCUUUGACCGCAUCUACUUCCGACCGGCCGGGACGGGGUCCCGCUUGGCCCCAGACCACAUGAACCUGGUCGGUCUGGAGAAGCUGGACUGUGGUCGUCAUAUUAGUGACCACUGGGGCAUCUACUGUACCUUCACCUUGGCCUCCUGAGGAGUUACUUACCUGCUGUCAAACUAUUCAGUAGUAGUGGAAAUGAUUGCACUCAAGUGUAGCAAUGAAUGUUAUUGUUAAUGUGUAAUAUACCUCAAGGGCCAUUUCCCAGCCCCGUUUCAUGGAAUCUCUUCAGUCAGUAUCAUUCUUCUGAUCUGUACAACAUGGAGUUUCAAACAUCAUCACGUAUUAAAGCAGCCAUUGUAAGAGGUUUACAUUGCAAUUUGAUCACUGUUCUUUUAAACACCCUGAAAUGAAUAUAUUUUAUCUCAAUAAAAUGAGCUCAUUUCAAGGCUG
Molecule: messenger RNA, 1642 nt
Organism: Paramormyrops kingsleyae
Lineage: Eukaryota; Metazoa; Chordata; Actinopteri; Osteoglossiformes; Mormyridae
Gene: tdp2b
Product: tyrosyl-DNA phosphodiesterase 2b
Biological process (GO): double-strand break repair
Cellular component (GO): PML body; cytoplasm
Molecular function (GO): 5'-tyrosyl-DNA phosphodiesterase activity; protein binding; single-stranded DNA binding
Source: RefSeq, a predicted model, not a curated record